AGAAGCGGAAAUUUUAAAAUUCUAACGGCGCUGGCGGGUAGAUCUUGGAGUUAGUGUUUUGGCGGCUGCCUUCCUGUCUAGUGGUUGAUUGCCGGGAUUACGGAAAUUCGACUGGAGUAAGGUCAUAAGCAUGAAGCGCAGUUCAGUAUCUACCGGCGGUGCUGGCCGCCUCUCAAUGCAGGAGUUAAGAUCCCAAGACUUCAAUAAACAAGGCCUCUAUACCCCUCAAAACAAGGAGAAACCAGCCUUUGGAAAAUUGAACAUAAACAAACCCACAUCUGAAAGAAAAGUCUCUGUAUUUGGUAAAAGAACCAGUGGACCUGGAUCCCGGAAUAGUCAAUUUGGUAUAUUUUCCUGUUCUGAAAAAAUCAAGGACCCAAGACCACUUAAUGACAAAGCAUUCAUUCAACAGUGUAUUCGACUACUCUGUGAGUUUCUUACAGAAAAUGGUUAUGCAUAUAGUGUAUCCAUGAAAUCUCUACAAGCUCCUUCCGUUAAAGACUUCCUAAAGAUCUUCACUUUUCUUUAUGGCUUCCUGUGCCCUUCGUAUGAAUUUCCUGACACAAAGUUUGAAGAAGAGGUUCCAAGAAUCUUCAAAGGGCUUGGGUAUCCUUUUGCAAUAUCCAAAAGCUCCAUGUAUACAGUGGGGGCCCCUCAUACAUGGCCUCACAUUGUGGCAGCCUUGGUUUGGCUAAUAGACUGCAUCAAGUUACAUACUGCCAUGAAAGAAAGUUCACCUUUAUUUGAUGAUGGCCAGCCUUGGGGAGAAGAAACUGAAGAUGGAAUUAUGUAUAAUAAGUUGUUUUUGGACUACACCAUAAAAUGCUAUGAGAGUUUCAUGACUGGUGCUGACAGCUUUGAGGAGAUGAACGCAGAGUUGCAGUCAAAGCUGAAGGAUUUAUUUAAUGUAGAUGCUUUCAAGCUGGAAUCAUUAGCAGCAAAAAACAAAGCACUCAAUGAACAGAUUGCAAGAUUGGAACAAGAAAGAGAAAAAGAACCGAAUCGUUUAGAGACAUUGAGAAAACUGAAAGCAUCUUUACAAGCAGAUGUUCAAAAAUAUCAGGCAUACAUGAGCAAUUUGGAGUCUCAUUCAGCCAUUCUUGACCAGAAAUUGAAUGGUCUCGAGGAAGAUAUUUCUAGAAUAGAACUAGAAUGUGAAACAAUGAAACAGGAGAAUGUUCGACUACAGAAUAUUGUUGACAACCAGAAGUACUCAGUUGCAGACAUUGAAAGAAUAAAUCAUGAAAGAAAUGAAUUACAGCAGACAAUUAAUAAACUAACUAAGGACCUGGAGGAUGAACAGCAGCAGUUGUGGAAUGAGGAGCUAAAAUAUGCCAGAGGCAAAGAGGCGAUUGAAACACAAUUAACAGAGUAUCACAAGUUGGCUAGAAAAUUAAAACUUAUACCUAAGGGUGCUGAGAAUUCCAAAGGUUAUGACUUUGAAAUUAAGUUUAAUCCUGAAGCUGGUGCCAACUGCCUUGUCAAAUACAGAGCUCAAGUUUAUGUACCACUCAAGGAACUCUUGAACCAAACUGAAGAAGAAAGUAAUAAAGCUCUAAAUAAAAAAAUGGGAUUAGAUGAUACUUUAGAACAAUUAAAUACAAUGAUAACAGAAAGUAGGAGAAGUGUAAGAAGUCUGAAAGAAGAAAUUCAAAAGCUGGAUGAUCUUUACCAACAAAAGGUUAAGGAAGCUGAAGAAGAGGACAAUAAAUGUGCCAGUGAGCUGGAGUCCUUGGAGAAGCACAAGCACAUGCUGGAGAGUGCUGUUAAUGAGGGCCUCAGUGAAGCUACGAACGAAUUAGAUUCUAUUCAGCGGGAAUACCAACUAGUUGUACAGACCACAACUGAAGAAAGACGAAAAGUGGGAAAUAAUUUGCAGUGUCUUUUAGAGAUGGUUGCUACCCAUGUAGGGUCUGUGGAGAAACACCUUGAGGAGCAGAUUGCUAAAGUCGAUAGAGAGUAUGAAGACCAUGCGUCUGAAGAUCUCUUGGAAAAUAUUAGAGAGAUUGGAGAAAAGUAUAAGAAGAAAGCUGCUCUAAUUAAGUCUUCUGAUGAAUGAAGAUUAAAAGUUAUCCACGCAAGAACUUUGUAAACAGUGUAAAUUUUGAAAUUCCUUUGUAGGUUUGAAAAAUCUCUGACAUUCUAUACCUCUUCUUACAAUGAAGUCUCAUGAACACAUCUUCCCAUGCCUGUGAAAUAUUUUAUAGCUUUUAUAUAUCUAGUUCAUUAACUUAAAGUAUAUAUAACCUGACAUUAUGAAAAUUUGCUGGUUUAUUGUCUUUAGAUGUGAGGACCAGUUAUAUUAUAUACCCGGAGUUAAUAAAAUGUUAUCAAUAAA
Molecule: messenger RNA, 2338 nt
Organism: Phyllostomus hastatus (greater spear-nosed bat)
Lineage: Eukaryota; Metazoa; Chordata; Mammalia; Chiroptera; Phyllostomidae
Gene: NDC80
Product: NDC80 kinetochore complex component
Exons: 17
Coding region: 131-2059 (642 amino acids)
Biological process (GO): attachment of mitotic spindle microtubules to kinetochore
Cellular component (GO): Ndc80 complex
Source: RefSeq, a predicted model, not a curated record